CUUCAGCUCCCCUCUUCCAACCUCAAUUACCUUUCCACAAACCAAUUACCCUUCUCCCAACCGUCAAUGCUAUGAACAACUCCUCCCAUACUCCCUAAAAACACCUACAACCCAGCACCCCCAUCACGCGACCCCCAAAAGGCAAAUCCAAAAUGCGCCUCGCCCACAUCCACUACCCGGACCUAACCUCCUUCACGCGCAUCUCCCACCUCCAACAAACCCUCACCACGCGCCUCCUCACGCACAAGAAACUCCUCUCUGCGGCGAAUGACACAACUUCCACGCUGCCACCGCCCCCGGACCCAACAAUCAUCACAUUCACCCCGCACCCCGUCUACACCACCGGCCGCCGCGACCUCCCGCCCUCGAACACUAGUCCGCGCGACACCACCGCCGCUACACCCUUACCCUCCACUACGAAUGCCACCCAGACGCAAAACACGCUCUCCCUCCCCCCACCCCUGGAACAAAUCCGCUCCCUCCUGAUCCCGCCCACGCCCUACCCUUCUUCCCAGAAACAACCCCCGGGAAAAGCAGAAUACCACCCCACCCUCCGCGGCGGGCAGACCACCUACCACGGCCCGGGGCAGAUGGUCGCAUACACGAUCCUCGACCUGCGGCGCCUGGGGCUGACCCCGCGCUGCCACAUCCGAUUGUUGGAGAACAGCGUGAUCGACGUGCUGGCCUCGUACGGGGUGCGGGGUUUGGUGACCGAGGAUCCGGGCGUGUGGGUGCAUCCCCCCCUAGCCCCGAAAACUCCGCUGCGGGCCAGCAGUCAACAUGCGGAAGAAGAUGAGGCUGCGCAGCUACCCCGCAAGAUCACGGCGGUCGGGGUGCAUCUGCGGCGGAACAUCAGUAGCUUCGGGAUCGGGUUCAACGUCACCCAGGAGCCCAUGUGGUGGUUCCGGCAGAUCGUGGCGUGCGGGCUGGAAGGGCGCGAGGCGACCAGUCUGGCGGGUCUCGGCGUGCAGGCGGAUGUCCCGGCGGUGGCCGGGCGGUUUGUCGAGGCGUUUGUGCGGCGCGUGAAUCGCGAUUUUGCGGCGCAGGGCGGGAAGGGGAAGGGGGAGGGGAUUGAGGAGGUUUAUUCGAUUGCGGAGGAGGAUUUGUUGAGGGAGUAG
Molecule: messenger RNA, 1118 nt
Organism: Aspergillus uvarum CBS 121591
Lineage: Eukaryota; Fungi; Ascomycota; Eurotiomycetes; Eurotiales; Aspergillaceae
Product: lipoyl(octanoyl) transferase LIP2
Exons: 1
Coding region: 153-1118 (321 amino acids)
Biological process (GO): protein lipoylation
Cellular component (GO): mitochondrion
Molecular function (GO): lipoyl(octanoyl) transferase activity
Source: RefSeq, a predicted model, not a curated record